Fusarium falciforme is the source of this 222-nucleotide messenger RNA. RefSeq lists its product as hypothetical. Bases 1 to 222 code for a protein of 73 amino acids. The record is from RefSeq and is a predicted model, not a curated record. The transcript has 4 exons. NCBI's taxonomy places the organism in Eukaryota, Fungi, Ascomycota, Sordariomycetes, Hypocreales, Nectriaceae.
AUGGCUAAGUUGAUCCAAGUCCGAUCCAAUGGUGGCGACAUCAUCGACGAGAGAACCAUCCGAGAGAUUAUCGACAGCAACUCCGAAUACUCCUUCCUACCUUCCCCUCUCAUCUUCCCUCCCAUCUACAUGCUCAAGGGCCCUGAGGAGCUCGCAACGAAGCUCCGUGAGAAGCUUGGAAAUGGAGCCAGCGUUGAGGUCCUCCAGGAUAUCGACGAAUAG